This is a messenger RNA of Chironomus riparius, 1149 nucleotides long. Lineage: Eukaryota; Metazoa; Arthropoda; Insecta; Diptera; Chironomidae. The record is from the annotation of a GenBank genome assembly.
AUGCUGCAGACUUUAGAAUCAAUCCAACUUUUUAUAAUCUUAAGCAUUGUAAUCAGUGCCAGUUCACAAGGUCCACCAGGUCAAGGUCCUUCGAGUCCAGGACAAGGCCCUCCAAACGAAGGACCACCUCAAAACCAACAACAAUACAACAAUCAACAACAAUACAACAACCAACAACAAUACAACAACCAACAGCCGCAAUACAACAAUCAACAACAACAAUACCAACAAGGUGGUCCACCACAAGGUCAAAUGAGUAAUCAACAGCCUGGAAUGGAACAACAAGGACAAAUGGGAGGACAGCAAGGUCAAAAUCCAGGCAUGGGAGGUCAACAACAGCCACCAGAACCAACAAAACCCACAACAAUCAAAGCAACUCCAAUGGAACCAGGUGGAGUUCGAGUCACACAAACACAGCCACAAGAACUAACAACAACCACGACAAUAUUUAGUGCUGAACGACCAGCAUUGAGCGUAACUGGUGCUCCACAGGCUGAAAAGGAUGAAUGUGUACAUUUUAAGGUGUCAAGUUUGCCGAGCGACUGCUGUGACUUACCGAAACUUUUAGUUUCUGAGAAUGUGACUCAAAAAUGCCUUAAACAAUGCAAGCAAGCUAAGAAUGGAUCUCAUUGCUGCUUUACACAGUGCAAGUACCAUGAACUUCACAUCUACAACAAUGGAACCUUUAAUUGGACAUCAAUUGAGAUUUUAUUGGAAAAAUUGAUCAAAAAUAGAUCUGAAGCCUUCUUAGUUCCAUGGCGAAAGGCUUUUAAUACCUCAAUGAGGUACUGCUUAUGGGAUCAAAUGUCAAAAGAGACAACAAGACCACCAGUUCCAUCAACAACAGACAGAAUGAAAUAUUUAAUGAACAACGCUAUUCAAAAUGGUCAAGGACAUUAUGUGAAUCCAGAAUAUCAGAAUCAACCGCCACAGCCAGUAAAUACAUCACCACCGCCUGUUACUGAGCCACUUUUUGUGCGACAAAAUAAAAAUCGUUAUUGUGGAAUUCCAGUUUAUGUAUUUAGGGUUGUGGCUUGUAUGCGAGUCGUGGAUUUUGUUAAUUGUCCUUAUUUUAAGAACAGUACAGCAUGUGUGACCAAAAAGGAAGAGAUAAUAAAGUGUGGACGGGAAUUGAAUUACACGGUUUAG